Varanus komodoensis (Komodo dragon) is the source of this 2281-nucleotide messenger RNA. Its product is annotated as zinc finger protein RFP-like. Bases 30 to 1772 code for a protein of 580 amino acids. The record is from RefSeq and is a predicted model, not a curated record. The transcript is spliced from 8 exons. NCBI's taxonomy places the organism in Eukaryota, Metazoa, Chordata, Lepidosauria, Squamata, Varanidae. Gene Ontology annotation, molecular function: zinc ion binding; protein binding.
UUCUGUGUACAAAGCAGGGAGAGGCAGAUAUGGCAGCGGGAGGUCUCAGCCAGGGCCCGUGUGAGGAAAAACUUUGCUCUGUUUGUAAUGGGUACCGCGCAGACCCCGUGAUCCUAGACUGCGGGCACCGAUUCUGCCAAGCCUGUCUCGCCAAAGGUUCCUGCCUGCAAUGUGGGGAAACAAGUCAGGAAUGUAACCUCCAAUCAGACCAGGAACUCGCACAGAACAUCGGCCAAGAGCAACAUGUUGCUGAAGAGUCCAAGGAAAGCAAGCUGCAAGAGGUGUCAUCCACCAUGGCUGUAGCCACUGUAAUUAUGGAUCUAAUACAAGAUAUUAUCUGUCCUAUUUGUCAAGAGCUGCCAACAGAUCUUGUGACUUUGGCCUGUGACCACACUUUUUGUCGGUGCUGCAUCAAUGGUCUUUAUGAAACGCAUGAAAAACUGUGUGAAGAAAUGGGCAAAUUAAAAUGUCCUGUCUGCAAAGCCAAGAUCCAGAAAGGAGAUCACCGGCCCAACUGGAUGCUGGCAAACAUAGUACAAAAAAUAAAACGCAACAAGUCAAUCCUUGUGACAAGGGCGCUAUGCAAGAAGCACAACGAAAACCUCCAUCUCUUCUGCAAAGAUGAUGCAGAAUUGUUGUGUGUGUUUUGUGAACAUUCCCCUGAACACAAAGGACACUCUGUGCAUCUCCAGGAAGAGGCUGCCCAGGAAUACAAGAAAACAAUUCAGGACCAGCUGCUACUGCAGAAAGAGAGCGCGAAGGUUAUGAUUCAAAAACUGGAAGAGCAGAAAACAGUGAAGUGCCUGAUACAGUUAGGAGUAGAGAAACAAAAGGUCAAGUCUAUUUUUGAGCAAAUGCACGAUUUUCUUAAUGAAAAGGAGGGCCAUUGCCUGACCGAGCUGUGUGAUCUAGAGAAAGAAAUGGAGAUGGAACAAGAAGAAAGUGUCACCCAGCUAUCCAGGGAGAUCGCCAAACUCAAUGACCUGAUCUCAGAGAUGGAAGCAAAGUUGGGGCAGCCCCCAGAUGAAUUCCUCCAGGACAUUAAAAGCACCUUGAGUAGGAGUGGAAGGAAACCGGAGCAUGUAGAGGAUGUUUUUCCCAAGCUGGAGGAGAGACUCUGUAUUUACUCUCAGAAAACAUCUGCUGUGAAAGAGAUUAUGGAAGAAUGUAAAGAAUCUCUGGAACGAGAACUGAGCAAAGUGAGUGUGACUUUGGAUCCUGAGACGGCAUACCAAUACCUAGUUGUCUCUGAGGACCUGAAGAGUGUGAGAUAUGGAGAGAGGAAACUGGACCUGCUCAGGAGCCGUGAGAGAUUCUACCUGGAUCCUUGUGUACUCGGCCGCGAGAGAUUCAUGGCAGGCAGACACUGGUGGGAGGUGGAGGUGAGGGUGGAGGUACAAGAGGAAGAAGAGACGGAGUGGGCCGUAGGGGUUGUACGAGAGUCUUUCAAGCAAACCAGUUGGAACAGUCUUACUCCUCCCACUGCAGGGGUCUGGGCUGUGGGAAAGGAGAGGAAGUCUGCCUAUGGCUCCUUGGAUGAAUCAUUUCCACCAUGUUUCCUUUGGGCUUUUACUUCCCCAGAGUGGACCUGUUUGGCCAGGAAUCUUCUGCCCAGGAAGAUCCAAGUGUCCCUGGACUAUGAAAAGGGCUACGUGGAGUUUUUUGAUACUGACGGUGACAACCCAAUCUUCUGUUUCUCUUCAGCUUCUUUUUCCGGAGAGGGGAUUAGGCCUUAUUUCUAUGUGGGUUACGGUGUUUGCCUGAAGUGCUAACUUUGGAGAAAUCCACCCUUCAGGUGGGGUGGGGUUAACUGUGAAAAGGCCGUUUUGCUUCUUGGACUCCAUCUUGGGGCGGUUUGUUUGAGCAAGCUGAGGAGACUGGCCGCCAUCUGAUCGGAUUGGUGCUGGGCAGUUCUGCCCUCAAGACCAGCUGAGUGGCCGCAAGUAAGUCUCAGCUCGGAGGACUGUGGGAACAUAUCCUCUGCCAAGGAUAGCAAGAGGGUGGGCUCACUAAAGGAAACCUGCCCAGCUACCAUGCAGGGAUGCUACAAGCCUCCCCAAGGGAUUUGCCUGUUGUCUCAGCCAUGCAAGAAAGAACUGGCAGGAUGUUUCCCCAAGGAGGGCCUGGGCGCCAUGCUGAGCAGCCAGGGCUAGUUUUCAUCAUUUUUUGUGCUAAAGGAGCCUGUAUAAGCCAGUUUGUAUUCCUUGCCUAACUCCCUUUCCCCCUUCCCUCUUUUAAUAUUUUCACUCUUUUUAAUAAAUGUCUUAUGUACCCCAAUUGA